Molecule: messenger RNA, 7333 nt
Organism: Cavia porcellus (domestic guinea pig)
Lineage: Eukaryota; Metazoa; Chordata; Mammalia; Rodentia; Caviidae
Gene: Agrn
Product: agrin
Exons: 40
Coding region: 87-6329 (2080 amino acids)
Biological process (GO): receptor clustering; G protein-coupled acetylcholine receptor signaling pathway; neuromuscular junction development
Molecular function (GO): laminin binding; calcium ion binding
Source: RefSeq, a predicted model, not a curated record
CGCCCUGAACCGCGUCCCGUUCGCCCAGUCCAGUGCCCGGCGCGGCCCGGCCGGCGGCUCCUCGCUCUCUCCGUCCCCGCCGCACCAUGGACCGCCCGCGGCCGUGCGGCCCGGCCCCGCUGUUGCUGCUGCUGCUGCUGCUGCUGCUGCUGCCGGCGGCGUGCGCCCUCCCCGGCGCCCGUGGGACGUGCCCGGAGCGCGCGCUAGAGCGGCGCGAGGAGGAAGCGAACGUAGUGCUCACCGGCACGGUGGAGGAGAUCCUCAACGUAGACCCGGUGCAGCUCACCUACUCUUGCAAGGUUCGAGUCUGGCGGUACUUGAAGGGCAAAGAUGUGGUGGCCCAGGAGAACCUGAUGGAUGGCGGCAACAAGGUGGUGAUUAGCGGCUUUGGAGACCCUCUCAUCUGUGACAACCAAGUGUCCACUGGGGACACCAGGAUCUUCUUCGUGAACCCAGCUCCCCCGUACCUGUGGCCAGCCCACAAGAAUGAGCUCAUGCUCAACUCCAGCCUCAUGAGGAUUACUCUGCGGAAUCUAGAGGAGGUGGAGUUCUGUGUAGAAGACAAACUUGGGACACACUUCACGCCAGCCCCUCUGAUGCCUCCUGACGUGUGCAGGGGAAUGCUGUGUGGUUUUGGUGCCGUGUGUGAGCCUAGCAUAGAAGAUCCAGGCCGGGCCUCCUGCGUGUGCAAGAAGAAUGCCUGCCCAGCUGUGGUAGCACCUGUGUGCGGUUCAGAUGCUUCUACCUACAGCAAUGAGUGUGAGUUGCAACGUGCACAGUGUGUUCUACAACGGCGCAUCCGCCUGCUCCGCCGAGGGCCCUGUGGGUUCAGGGACCCCUGCACCAAUGUGACCUGCAGCUUCGGCAGCACCUGUGCCCGCUCGGCUGAUGGGCAGACAGCCACAUGCCUGUGCCCAGUUACCUGCCAUGGGGCCCCAGAGGGCACCGUGUGUGGCAGUGAUGGUGCCAAUUACCCUAGUGAAUGCCAGCUGCUGCACCAUGCCUGCACACGCCAGGAAAACAUUUCCAAGAAGUUCGAUGGCCCCUGUGACCCUUGCCAGGAAGCCUUUACCGACUUGAGCCACAUCUGUCGUGUGAACCCACGCACACGGCGCCCAGAGAUGCUUCUGCGGCCAGACAGCUGCCCUCCCCGGCACUCGCCCGUGUGUGGAGACGACGGGGUCACUUAUGAAAAUGACUGCAUCAUGGGCCGCACUGGGGCAGUCCAGGGUCUGCUCCUCCAGAAAGUGCGCUCUGGCCAGUGUCAGCCUCGAGACCAGUGCCCUGAGGCUUGCCAGUUUGGUGCCGUGUGUCUGUCCCGCCGUGGCCGUCCCCGCUGCUCCUGUGAUCGUGUCACCUGUGAUGGGGCCUACAAGCCUGUGUGCGCCCAGGAUGGACACACAUACGACAAUGACUGUUUGCGCCAGCAAGCCGAGUGUCGGCAGCAGCGUGCUAUACCCCCCAAGCACCAGGGCUUGUGUGCCCAGGCCCCAUCCCCGUGCCAUGAGGUGCAGUGUGCAUUCGGGGCGACGUGUGCUGUAAAGAAUGGGAAGGCUGUAUGUGAGUGCCAGCAGGUGUGCACAGGCAUCUAUGACCCCGUGUGUGGCAGCGAUGGCAUCACGUAUGGCAGCAUGUGCGAGCUGGGGGCCAUGGCCUGUGCCCUGGGGCAGGAGAUCCGGGUGACCCGCCGCGGACCCUGUGACCAGUGUGGACAGUGUCGUUUUGGAGCCCUGUGUGAGGCCGAAACCGGGCGCUGUGUGUGCCCCUCUGAGUGUGUGGCCUCAGCCCAGCCUGUGUGUGGUUCUGAUGGGCACACAUAUGCCAGUGAAUGUGAGCUUCAUGUCCACGCCUGUACACAGCAGGUUGAUCUGCACGUGAUCUCAGCUGGACCCUGCCAGACCUGUAAGGAUACAGUGUGUGCCUUUGGGGCAGUGUGCUCAGCUGGGCAGUGCGUGUGUCCUCGGUGUGAGCACCCCCCACCAGGCCCCGUGUGCGGCAGUGAUGGUAUCACCUACCCCAGUGCAUGUGAGCUGCGGGAAGCUGCCUGCCGGCAGCAGGUACAAAUUGAAGAAGCCCGGGCAGGACCCUGUGAGCAAGCUGAAUGUGGCUCAGGAGGCUCUGGCUCUGGAGAGGAAGGCGAGUGUGAGCGGGAACUGUGCCAGCAGCGUGGUGGCAUCUGGGAUGAGGACUCAGAGGAUGGGCCAUGUGUCUGUGACUUCAGCUGUCAGAGUGUCCUGAGGAGCCCGGUAUGCGGCUCAGAUGGGGUUACCUAUGGCACUGAGUGUGACCUGAAGAAGGCCAGGUGUGAAUCACAACGAGAACUGUACGUCGCGGCUCAGGGGCCCUGCCACAGUCCUACAUUGGCACCACUGCCACCUGUGUUUCUUUCACACUGUGCCCAGACCCCAUAUGGCUGCUGCCAGGACAAUGUCACUGCUGCCAGGGGUGUGGGCCUGGCUGGCUGCCCCAGCACCUGCCAGUGCAACCCACAUGGCUCCUACAGUGGCACCUGUGACCCAGCCACAGGGCAGUGCUCCUGCCGACCAGGCGUGGGAGGCCUUAAGUGUGACCGCUGUGAGCCUGGCUUCUGGAAUUUCCGUGGCAUUGUCACUGACAACCUGAGUGGCUGUACUCCCUGCAGCUGUGACCCCCAGGGUGCUGUGCGGGACGACUGUGAGCAGAUGACUGGACUGUGCUCCUGCAAGCCAGGAGUGGCUGGGCCCAAGUGUGGGCAGUGUCCAGAUGGCCAAACCCUGGGCCCUACUGGUUGUGAAGCAGGCUCCUUGAUGCCCAAGACCUGUGUGGAGAUGCACUGUGAGUUUGGAGCUUCCUGUGUGGAAGAAGCUGGUUCUGCCCGCUGUGCCUGCCCAGCCCUCACGUGCCCAGAGGCCAAUGCCACUAAGGUCUGUGGGUCAGAUGGUAUCACAUACGGCAAUGAGUGCCAGCUGAAGACGAUUGCCUGCCGCCAGGGCCUGGACAUCUUCACCCAGAGUGUUGGCCCAUGCCAGGAUGCUGUUGCUCUUGGCGUAUACCCCACAUCUGUAUCCAUGACCACCCUGGAGCAUGUCCUGAAUGAGGCGCUGCCGUCCCCCUCCAGUGCCCUUUCCCUGGCACCCAGCAGUAUUCCCCGCAGCCAGGCUACUCCUCUACCCACAUCACGACCCUGGACCACAUCCAGCAUCCCCAGGCCCACGGCAAGACCUGGGCCUGUGCUAACCAUGCCCCCCACAACCACCUCCACCACUGCCAGCCUUCCCGCAUCAGCCUUCGGUGAAUCUGGCAGCACCAAUGGGAGUGGUGAUGAGGAGCUCAGCGGAGACCAGGAGGCCAGUGGGGGAGGCUCUGGGGGACUUGAGCUCCCCAUGGGCAACAACAUUGUGACUGCUGGGCCACCCAUCGAGAGGGCUUCCUGCUACAACUCUCCUUUGGGCUGCUGUUCAGAUGGCAAGACACCCUCACUGGAUGCAGAGAGCUCCAACUGCCCUGCCACCAAGGCGUUCCAGGGCGUACUGGAGCUGGAGGGGGUCGAGGGGCAGGAGCUGUUCUACACACCUGAGAUGGCUGACCCCAAGUCAGAACUGUUUGGGGAAACUGCCAGGAGCAUUGAGAACUCGCUGGAUGACCUGUUCCGAAACUCAGAUGUCAAGAAGGACUUCCGGAGUGUCCGCCUGCGGGACCUGGGGCCUGGCAGAUCGGUCCGAGCUAUUGUGGAUGUGCACUUUGACCCCACUACGGCCUUCAGGGCUCCCGAUGUGGGCCAGGCCCUCCUCCGGCAGAUCCAGGCAUCCAGACGCCGGACCUUACUGGUGAGGAGGCCUCUUCAUGAACAUGUGCGAUUCAUGGACUUUGACUGGUUUCCAGCCUUCUUCACAGGAGCUGCUACAGGAGCCACGGCUGCAGUGGCCACAGCCAGAGCCACCACCACAGGCCAGCUGCCCUCUGCUGUAACCCCUCGGGCCUACCCCAGUCACACCAGCCGACCUACUGGCAAGACCACAGCACCCCUCACCACACGCCGGCCUCUCACUACGCUCCCCAGCCGCAUGGCAGGACACCAACCCAUUCCCCCAGACCCUCAGCAGCCACUGAGGCCCUGUGCCUCCCAGCCCUGCCUCUAUGGGGGCACGUGCUGGGACCAGGACUCUGGCCAAGGCUUCACUUGCAGCUGCCCAGCGGGCAGGGGCGGCAUCAUCUGCGAGGAGGCCAGCCUCCCUGCCCCCGCAGUAUUGCGCCCCUCUCUGCCUGCUUUUGGAGGCCACUCCUUCCUGGCCUUCCCCACCCUACGCGCCUACCACACACUGCGCCUGGCACUAGAAUUCCGAACACUGGAGCUGCAGGGGCUGCUGCUCUACAAUGGGAACAACCGUGGCAAAGACUUCUUGGCGCUGGCUCUACAGGGUGGGCGGGUGCAGCUCAGGUUUGACACAGGUUCUGGGCCAGCAGUGUUGACCAGUUCCGUGCCUGUGAAACUGGGCCGGUGGCACCGCCUAGAACUGUCAAGGCAUUGGCGCCAGGGCACACUGUCUGUGGAUGGCGAGAGCCCUGUUGUGGGCGAGAGCCCCAGUGGCACGGAUGGCCUUAACCUGGACACGGACCUUUUUGUGGGUGGCGUCCCAGAGGACCAGGCUGCUGUGGUGCUUGAGCGGACCUUCGUUGCAGUUGGCCUGAAAGGCUGCAUCCGGUUGCUGGACAUCAACAACCAGCGGCUGGAGCUGGGCAGCUGGCAAGGAGCUUCGACCCAGAGCUCUGGCGUGGGCGAGUGUGGGGAAAACCCCUGUGUGCCCAACCCCUGCAGCAGUGGGGCGCCAUGCCAGGCACUUGACGAUGGCAUGUUCCACUGUCAGUGCCCACCUGGCCGCUUUGGUCUGACCUGUGCCAGUGAGAAGAACCCCUGCCAGCCAAACCCUUGCCAUGGAGCAGCCCCUUGCCGUGUACUACCCGAGGGAGGGCCGAAGUGCGAGUGCCCCCUUGGGCGUGGGGGCGCCCUCUGCCAGACAGACUUGGAGAAGGACCAUGGCUCCCAGCCCUUCAUGGCGGAUUUCAGCGGCUUCUCCUAUCUGGAGCUGAAAGGCCUGUACACCUUUGAAAGAGACCUGGGAGAAAAGAUGGCGCUGGAGGUUGUGUUCCUGGCCCGUGGCCCCAGUGGCUUGCUCCUUUACAAUGGGCAGAAGACAGAUGGCAGAGGAGACUUUGUGUCGCUGGCCCUGCGUGACUGGCAUCUGGAAUUCCGUUAUGACCUGGGCAAGGGCCCUGCAGUCAUCAGGAGCAAGGAGCCAGUCGCCGUGGACACCUGGACAAGGGUCUCACUGGAGCGCAAUGGCCGCAAGGGUGCCAUGCGUGUGGGCGAUGGGCCCCGAGUGCUGGGGGAGUCCCCGAAAUCCCGCAAGGUGCCUCACACUGUGCUCAACCUGAAGGAGCCACUCUAUGUGGGGGGCGCCCCUGAUUUCAGUAGGUUGGCCCGGGCAGCUGCGGUGUCCUCUGGCUUUGAUGGUGCCAUCCAGCUGGUUUCCCUGGGAGGCCGCCAGUUGCUGACCCAGGAACAUGUGCUGCAGGCAGUGGGCAUCUCCUCCUUUGCAGACCACCCUUGCACCCAAGCCUCGGGCCACCCCUGUCUUAAUGGAGCCUCGUGUCUCCCCCAGGAAGCCACCUAUGAGUGCCUGUGUCCCUCAGGCUUCUCAGGGCUGCACUGUGAGAAGGGACUGGUUGAAAAGUCGGCGGGGGACCUGGACACAUUGGCCUUUGAUGGGCAGACCUACAUCGAGUACCUCAAUGCUGUGAGGGAGAGCAAACUGGCCAAUGAGAUCCCAUUCCCGGAAGCUCCCGAUUCCGGGUCCUUUCACAGCGAGAAGGCGCUGCAGAGCAACCACUUCGAGCUGAGCCUGCGCACCGAGGCCACUCAGGGGCUGGUGCUGUGGAGCGGCAAGGCCACAGAGCGUGCAGACUAUGUGGCUCUGGCCAUCGUGGAUGGGUACCUGCAGCUGAGCUACGACCUGGGCUCCCAGCCCGUGGUGCUGCGCUCCACUGUGAAGGUCAACACCAAUCACUGGCUGCGGGUUAAGGCUCACAGGGAGCAGAGGGAAGGGUCCCUUCAGGUGGGCAAUGAAGCCCCUGUGACUGGCUCGUCUCCACUGGGCUCCACACAGCUGGACACAGAUGGAGCCCUGUGGCUCGGGGGCCUUCAGAAGCUGCCUGUGGGCCAGGCCCUGCCCAAGGCCUACAGUACAGGCUUCGUGGGCUGCUUACGGGAUGUAGUGGUGAGCGGGCGCCCACUGCACCUGCUGGAAGAUGCAGUCACCAGGCCAGAGCUGCGGCCCUGCCCUGCACCCUGACCAGCACCCAAGACCCCACCCACCCUGCUCUGUACUGCGGAGACACAUGAUGCCCAGGGACCCACAGGGGCACCUGGCACCCUCAGGACUCGCUCUUCUGCCUCAGGGCGGCACACUGCAGCCCCUCGCACCAUGUGUUCCCAGCGUGUCCACCUGUGUCAGUCCCUGUGUCCCCGCUCCCCGUAAUACCGUGUUCUCUUGGAUGGGGUCCAUGUUCCACAGCAGGCGCCUUCCGAGCAAGUCCCAGGGCCUCCUGUCCUCACGAACACUCCUCUUGCCUGCGUGUGCUGUAGGUGAGCCUCCCCUGGGCUUGCCUGGACCCCAGGCCUCUGUGCCAAUGCUGUGACCUAGAAAUAAUGUUACUUUGCGUCCCUGCCCCACACCCCCAAGUGUGUCUGCUAGCUCCAGGGUGCUGGGGAACAGAGCCCAGAGCCAGGCCCACUUAGGGCACCCUCACUGGCCCUGCCCGUCCACCCUGGAUAUAUCCCUCAUCGCCACACUCCAUGUCCAGUGGGGAACUUCUGAGGGAGUGGACCACUGUGUGAUGCAGCCUGCUGCGUGGACAGCCAGCCUCCUUCCCUCAGGGGUGGCCUGACCAGCAACCAUGUUCUCUAGACACUGGUGUCACUUGAUGCACAAAGGUCAGAUCUUUUGUCCUUCUGUCCUGGACCUAAAACAGUACAAGUUGCUGACCAAGUCCACCGUGAGGGUGGCUGAGCUCAUCUGAGAGUGGCCAGGGCUAGCCUGGUGCCUGACCAAGGCCAAAGGGCAGGUCUAGGUGUGGCAGAGAUGGCAGUGGAGCUAGAAAGGCCUUAAACUGCAUCAUCCGACCUGCCACCCCGCCCUCCAUGCAAGCUGCGCAAAGCCUUUGAAGGCUUCUUGUGAGGUGGCAGCCUGGCCCCGUAGCAGGGAAGAGGGAAGCAGGAGAGAGCUGCAUGGUGUUUUGUUACUAACUCCUGUAUGUGUCCGUCAAACACCAUGAAAUAAAAUCUGUAAAUACAGAA